This is a messenger RNA of Sabethes cyaneus, 954 nucleotides long. RefSeq lists its product as uncharacterized. Lineage: Eukaryota; Metazoa; Arthropoda; Insecta; Diptera; Culicidae. The transcript has a single exon. The coding region runs from base 1 to 954 and encodes 317 amino acids. The record is from RefSeq and is a predicted model, not a curated record. Gene Ontology annotation, molecular function: zinc ion binding; nucleic acid binding.
AUGGAUACCGAAAAGCAGUGGCCAUUAGAACCGUUCAACGAUUCAGUGGAUGCGUCUGAUUUACGUCGAGAGUGGGAGGAAUGGUUGACAGCAUUUGAGCUUAUACUGGAGUUGAGAAAUACAAACUCCCAACGCGAGAAGUUAGUGCUCAUGCUCGCUCGAGGUGGACGAGGUCUACAAAGAAUAUACUCCCAUUUGAGGCCAGUGCCAAAUGAGAUCUACCCGGAACCGGUAAAAAUUCCGCUGGCACCAGAGGAAAUACCCGAAUACGACAACGCAAUUAAACGGUUGAAUAAUUUUUUUGUUGGAAAAUGUAAUGAACGUAUCGAGCUUGAGGUGUUCCGCGCCAUAAAACAAACAACUGAUGAGUCGUUUAACCAGUUUAUUUUGAAAUUGCGUAUGCAAGCUGCCAGAUGCGAUUUUCAAGAUCGAGAAGAGAGGGAAAUACUGCAGCAAGUAACUAUGGGGGCGCGAGAUGAACGUGUCAGAGACAAAGGUCUCGAAAAUGUAAUGAACUUGGAUGCACUCACAAACUAUGCCAUUAAUCGGGAGAUUCUGGAUAAACAGAAAGGAAAACUACAUCCAUUUGGAGCUGAUUUAAGUACUACUACGAUUUCUUAUGUGAAGCAGGAGACAAACAGGGGCAAAUCUACAUUCUACAAUGAAAGAGGAUUGGCAAAGGAUAAGCGAAGCAUCGAGUGCGAUCGAUGUGGAUCAUGGAAGCAUCGCAAGGAUUCUCGUGAUUGUUUUGCCCGCAACGCACGGUGCAAUAGUUGCGGCCGUAUUGGUCACUUCGCAAGGAAAUGUCAAGUACCGGGUUCGACAUACCGAAGCGGCCCAAUCAAACCUAAUUCUUGGAAGCGCUUUUCAUCUGAAACAAAGGACGGUCGAGAUCACUCGAAGGAGGAACAGCUUCGCUAUGUUAGAUCGGCCGACACACGAGAGGUAAAAUAA